ACUAGCUAAAAACAACCCUUUGCAAAAGCAAGAUACAAAAGCAUUAUCACUAUGGAUUUUUCAGGAAAGAAAUGACUUGGCUUCUAUGCGAACACUGGCUUACGAACGUUCUGAAACAAAUAAAGCCUUCAAGGCAUGGGUAAAAGAAGAAUGCGAAGAAGAAAAGGUUGAGAAUUCUCGUGAUUUGGAGGAUAUUGUAGGAGAUAAACUAUGUCGCUUAUUGGAUAAACAAGUUGAGAUUGAGCAGGAAUUUGCUGGUAAGUGUUUAUGAAGAAUUUGAAAGGUAGAUUUAAUGCGUUUUAAAGGCAAGUAUCAACAAUACAGACACGCCAUCAAAUCUAUUCGAGAGAGAGAAGAAAAGUUGUCGGACCAGAGAGAAAAGAAACGCUCUCUUCAGUCCCGUAUUCAAAACUUGAGCAAAAGCAGCCCAAGGUCACCCAAAUUGACUGAGUUUCAACGAGAAUUGAAAUCAUUAGCUCAAGACACACAUGAAUCUGAAAUGGACCUUGCAGACUUCAAACGAUUUGCGCUCAAGGAAGCUUUCUAUCUUCGCUUUAAUGCUAUGAAUGAUUAUGCUCAAAAGACAGCCUUGAUUGCUGGUUUUGGUAAAUACUUGACUGACUUGAUAGAGAUUGAACCUACUCCGCCUACACAAACACAUCGCAAUCCUUAUGAAAAAGGACCUGAAGCUGCCAUUAUCUUUGCUGAUGCUAUGAAUGCUCUUGAAAACUGGAAGUCUUCUGCCGAAGACGAACGCCCAACACUUGCUAAUAAUCCUCAGAACACAAAAGGAAAAGAGCCUGAUACCACACCACAAGUACCCAACACUCCCCCUCAAUUGCCUCCAAGACGUCCUACCCAAGAUGGCCCCACUGAAACUGCUAUUUCUACACAGCCAUCAGGAUACACUACAGGCGAAGUGUCUUCUGCUACUGGUGACUUGAAGACAAACAUAGAAAACGAAAUUGAUAUUGAAAGAAUUGAUCUUUAUGAUGCUCCACCACCCGCUUAUGAUGGCCCUUCACAGAACGUGAUGUCAUCUCCUUUGAAUUCAGAUGCUCAUCUAGCACCGAAUCAAGGCGCUUAUGAACAUCAAUAUAACAACGCCUCUUUUAAUUCGCCUUAUCAAGUCCAUGCUCAUUUGCCAGCUCAAAAGCCAUAUUCUCCUCAUCCUAACCAUGUUAAUCUCACAGACUCACCUGCACAUAUACACGCUUAUCCCCCUCAACAAACACAACAGCAUCAUCAUUGGGCACAUCAAGACAGUAGUUUCUAUGAUCCUACCAAUAUGAUGUACAGUCAAGUCAAUUACCAACAAUUAUACCGACAAGUCAGCCAGCGACAACAAUAUUGUGCCCCUCAUCGUCCUUAUUCCGAGUUCCAACAACAGUUUAAUCAUGGUCAACAAAACAUUCAAGGUCAACAACUUAGACAAAAAGUAGAUGCAGGUGGUUUCCGUAUUCCUCCUAAUCAAGGUCAAUCAGCAGAAGAAGAAAAAGAAAGACUAGCUCAACACUAUAGACAUCAAGAUCAACAAUAUUAUGAUGACGGCUCACAAUACCAUCAAAAACCUGCUACACCACCCGCACCUGUUCCAGCACAUGCUCACAUCUCACAACAACAAGAAGAAGAUGAUGAAAAGACACAAGAAGAAUGAUUUUUUUUUAUUGAUUUAUUUUGUACAUAUAUAAAGGUUUAUUUUGAAAUG
Molecule: messenger RNA, 1708 nt
Organism: Gilbertella persicaria
Lineage: Eukaryota; Fungi; Mucoromycota; Mucoromycetes; Mucorales; Choanephoraceae
Product: Eisosome component PIL1-domain-containing protein
Exons: 2
Coding region: 293-1657 (454 amino acids)
Biological process (GO): negative regulation of protein kinase activity; eisosome assembly; endocytosis
Cellular component (GO): plasma membrane; eisosome filament
Molecular function (GO): lipid binding
Source: RefSeq, a predicted model, not a curated record